This is a messenger RNA of Serendipita indica DSM 11827, 4413 nucleotides long. Lineage: Eukaryota; Fungi; Basidiomycota; Agaricomycetes; Sebacinales; Serendipitaceae. The record is from the annotation of a GenBank genome assembly.
AUGGAAAUCGAAUCUUCUGGCAACUUUGACCUUUUGAAGCGCGUAAAUGUCGCGUAUAGCCCCAUUACAGUCUCCAAAUGGCGAAGCCGCGUCACUGGACUGACCGUCGUGCACAUUGACUAUGAAGGUGAGGCUAUUUCCAUGUCCAAUUCGCGUUUUGAAGGGGCUGAACGUUCGUCCUCGUUUGCAGCUCCGAUCGUCAAGGGAUACUUUGCAGUCGCCACUGAGAUCUUUAAUGACAGUGGAUGCCCACACACUCUCGAGCAUCUAGUCUUUAUGGGUUCUGAAAAGUAUCCGUACAAGGGCGUCUUGGAUAAUCUUGCAAAUCGUGCAUUCUCAGCCGGGACAAAUGCGUGGACGGAUACGGACAAUACAGUGUACACUAUCGAAACUGCCGGGCAGCAAGGGUUUUUGCAGCUCCUCCCAGUCUACGUCGACCAUAUCCUCUACCCGACCAUGACUCAGAGCUCGUUUGUCACAGAGGUCCAUCACAUUGAUGGAAAGGGAGAAGACUCGGGUGUCGUCUACUCGGAGAUGCAGGGUCGUGAAAACACGUCUGGAGAUCUCAUGGCAUUACGAGCACAAAGAGCAAUGUAUCCAACAGCCAGCGCCUACCGAAGCGAGACUGGAGGGCUCAUGGAAGCCCUACGCGUGCUCAACGUAGAGACGAUUCGUGACUAUCACAAGUCGUACUAUGUCCCACACAACCUCUGCUUGAUCGUCGCGGGCAGAUUGUCCACACAAGAUCUGCUCGGCGUGCUCCAGCACGAGACCACAGGGUGGAAACGACCAUUCCUAGAGACGGCGAGUGCGGUGCCACCAGUGAUAAAGGAGACAAAGAGCGAGACAGUAGAGUUUCCCGAGUCUGACGAGAGCGUUGGAGAAUUGGCAUUGCAUUUCCUGGGUCCGGCUCCGACGGAUCACUUGACCCUCAAGGCCAUUGAUAUCCUAGGAGUCUACCUGACCGAUACCGCAGCAUCUCCGUUGACAAAAGAGUUUGUAGAGAUUGCGUCGCCAUAUUGCACGUACGUCGCGUUUUAUGAGUGCACGCGGUCGACGUUUUCGGAACUGGGGGUCUAUUUCGGCUCUGUCCCAACUGAACAUUUGGAGACGCUUGAUAGGCUCUUUAAAGCGAGCAUACAGAGGAUUGCAAAAGAAGGCCUGGACAUGGACCGCAUGAAUACCGUCAUUUCUCGCGACGAGCUCAAGGCGUGUGAAAACAAGGGCGGCGACCUGUUCUCCAAUGCUAUGAUCAAUGACUUUGUCUACGGUGACGCAGACGGAAACGAUAUUGUCGCAACCUUGGAGCAACACCACGACAUUCUCAAGUCGUGGACAAGCAAGCAGUGGACAGAUCUACUUCUCAAAUAUUACGAUGCCGAAGCGCACGGAAGAAAGGCCAGAGUCGAGGAGCAGCGGAAACGGCUAGGCGAGGAUGGGCUAGCAAAGCUGGAAAAGCAACUGGCCGACGCCAAAGCCGAACACGAGAAGCAUAUUCCAGAAGAUAUUCUGACUAAUUUCCCGCUACCGGACGUAAAGGGCAUCUCAUGGAUUUCGGUUCAAAGUGCUGCCAAUUCACCUGAUGGGAUCAAGCCGGGUCAGGACGCUCAGCUUGUGCAACGUUCGCAAGAGCUCGCACAACACCUGCAGCAGGAUGCAACUUCACUCCCCUUGACAGUGCAAUUUGACCAUGUCGUGUCGGAUUUCACGACUGUUCACGCAUUCCUAUCUCUCGCAUCACUUCCACAAGAACUUCGUCCAUACGCCGUAUUGCUCCAGAUGAACCUCUUCAACCUCCCAAUGACACGUGCCGACGGGACAAAACUGAACCACGAGGACGUGAUCAAUGCUCUCAGCAAAGAUACAGUUGCUUAUGACGCUGGGUUCGGCGUCGACUCUCUCCUAUCAGAGCUCCUUCGGCUGUCGAUCAAAGUGGAGACAUCCAAAUUUGACAUUGCCGUCAGUUGGCUACGCGAUGUGAUCUUCCGAAGCGAGUUUACCAAGGAGCGCCUAGAGGUCACGCUGGCCAAGGUGCAGCAAUCCUUGCCCGAGCUCAAGCGGAGCGGGAAUGGAGUGGCGAGGGCAUUUUUCAGCGAGCUGGUGUACGACAAGUCUCUUACUCUAGUUAAUGGCGGCCUACCUGCGCUCAUGGAAUGGGUCCCUCGAAUGUUGGACGAGGUGCAAAACGAUACCGAGGCAGUGAUUCAAAAAUUGGAAGAGGUUCGCAAAAUACUCAUCCAGCCAUCUUCGUUCCGAUUUUCUGUCACCGGCGAUGUCUUGAAGAUCCCAAAGCCUAAAGCAUCAUUGGCCGCCAAUUUCGAAGCCCUUCCGGCAACUCGACCACAGCCAUUACGAUGGAGCAACGAGGCCCUGACCGCCCUCGGAAAGCAGCCUCAGAAAAAGGCGGUGAUCGUGUCUUUACCGACAAUCGAAAGCAGCUUUGCCAUUCAUGCCGCACGUGCAUUUACGGGUUUCCAACACGCCGAUUACCCUGCACUUCUCAUGGCGCUAGAAGUGUUGGACGGCACCGAGUCGUUCCUAUGGAAAUAUAUCCGCGGUUCGGGACUCGCAUAUGGUGCCAAUACCGGGUUGAACCUGGAAAGCGGGCUGGUUUCGUUUACGCUGUAUAGGAGUCCAAACUCGUACAAGGCGUUCCAAGAAGCGGCCAAGGUGGUCAAGGGGCUCUGUGACGGUUCCAUUGAACUGAAGCAAACCAGCAUGGACGCCGCGCAGAGUAGUCUGGUAUAUGCACUGGCGAGACGUGUCUCAUCGCCAGGCCAAGCGGCGUUCACCUCGUUUGUAAACCAGGUCCUCAAGGGUGUUCCCCAAACCUGGGAACAGGACAUUCUCGCAAAGCUCAAGGCCGUCACACCACGGGAUGUUAUAGACGUGCUUCGGCGAUAUGUGCAGCCCAUUUUCGACCCUGCUACGUCGAUUGCGGUAGUAGCAUGUGCACCUGGAAAGGUCGAGGACAUUGCCACCGGACUUUUAUCGGAGGGCUACGAGGUGGAACGAAGGAGCAUCGAGGUGAACGGUGCAGACGAAGUGGGCUCAGAGGAGGGGAGCAGCGACGAGGGCAGCACUUCGAGUGAGCGCUCUGGGAUGAGUGACGAAGACCCUUUCUCUGAUCCUCCCACAAUCUUGGAACCGCCCACCAGAGGCCGCCCGACGACUCGUGACAAAAUGGAACCAGAAAUCCAGGAAAUUCGCAUCGUAGAACCAAAGUCAAAGUCCUCUCGCUCGGCUGCUCCCUCUGGCACCACAGCACCUCCAGUUCCACCAAAGAAGCGUUCAUCCUCCCAAGACGGCGUCCUCCAGGCCGCUGCGGUCGCGGAAAAGGCACGUGCAGCCAAAGCAGGCGGAAAGGCCAACAAGAAGGGCGGUCUGCACGUCGACGUGAUUGAUCGUCUCGAUUGGAGCGGUGUUGGUCCUGCCACGUUCCAUCAUGAUGGCCCGUUUGAUGCCUGCGCUCCCUCAAGAAACCGACACCGGACCAAAGCACCAAUGCUCGCGUGGACACCCAGUCAUGACGAGACUCUGGAGCAAAACGGCGUCCUCAACGCUUCCAACGGCAGGGAGCCGCGGUCCGCACCACUGGUGGACAGCCUAAGCAAUAUGGGAAUCAAUGACGGCCCAUAUGGAGCCGCCGCGACCUCACCCACGACCAAGAAGAGCAAAAAGGAUCAAUUCGAGUACCCUAGACGCCCAGCGUCGCCCAAACGUCGAGAUACGCUCGCGGAUGCGUGGGGCAAAGGGGAGCCAGAGCCAUACGAAGAAUUUUUCGCGGAAUCCGUAUCUGCUUCGGGUGUCGGUCACGGAGAAUCCGGUCUGGCUUCUGCUGCCAGCUCCAUCCACCGAGGCCACGACGGUCAUGGCAAUUCGUCGGCAAACGGAAAGUCGAAUAGACGGACGAACAACGGUGUUCGUCGACCCACGAACCGGCCACCUCUCCCACCCCCACAACCAAUCUUCCCAGAGGCGACUGCAAACGUCAACGGCGAAGACGAUUAUGCGGCCAAUGACAUUGCCUAUUCGUCCUCUGGUGGCGGAAACGGUCCCCGGCGAUCCAAAUCGCUGAUGCAACGCAUCAAAAAGAUGCGCGACGCGCCCAAUGUCCCAGUAGAAUAUGACGAAACACCAAACGACCAGUCUGGCUCGUCAUCUGAGAAUCACAUGAAUGGAAGACCGACGCACAAGCCUCAGAACUCGAUUCUCGGACGGAUGGGCAAGCAGUCUCCGACUUCUCCAGGCUUUGCUGCCGGCGAUUCUGCGGGAGACAAAGCACUGCCGGGUCUCCCCCCGGCCAGUGUUAGUCCAAGAGAGGAUGGAUCGGGCGGAUAUUUCGAUAGGGGACUCGGCCGCAAGACGAGCAUUAUGCAAAAGGUUCGCGGCGUCGUCGUUGGCAAGAAGUAA